AUGCCGACAGUGGCAUCGCAGGACCGUGCCUUGUGCCCAGCUCAUAGCAGGAAUGUUGCCCAGGGACUGAGUGAGCGGCCCAAGAUCGCUGCCGUUGGGAAGGAUCGAUGGCCCUCGCAUCUGCUAGAACACAACGGCGCCUCUCUUUGUGUCUCUGGCAGCCGGAGGCAGAUCCGCGUUGUUUUUGGUACAGGUGCAUCACGUCUUACGAAUUGCACUGCUUCUUUGAAUGCACUGUUGCGCCAACAGAGUCCUGGAUCUGGGAAGGAGAUUGAGGCGAGGAAACUGCUGAAGGUGUAUUCAGGACAGGCUGCUGAUUGUUGCUGGGAAAAAACUGCGGGGAAGAAGAAGUCGGGUAGUGGGCAUUUGGUGACCCUUUGCAGUAGAGGGCCUGUUCCGCGACCAAAUUUCCAAAGUGUUGGCAUUCAUCGUGAUGCAACGCGUGCACGUCCAGACUGGCACCACUGCAACGCGUGUCGUUCCUUUGAUGCGACAGGAAAAGACCGCCAAGAAGAACUGUCACAGCAUACAGCAGACGAGAGGCAGGAAGGCAAGUGCAUGACGGCCAACUUGCAGAAUUUGAACACUGACAAGGGCAACGUAAAGAAAGUGUGUGAUGAAUGUCACAUUGUUAAGGCAAAACAUGUACUGAUGCAGUGUGUUUCUUGUGCAGUCAGAAUUAGCGUAGGUACAGCCACACUGACUGUUGCUGCAGGUGCAGUCAGAAUUAGCGUAGAUACAGCCACACUGACUGUUGCUGCAGGUGCAGUCAGAAUUAGCGUAGGUGCAACCAGAAUUAGCGUAGGUACGAUAACACUGAACGUUGCUGCAGGUGCAACCAGAAUUCGCGUAUAUACAGCCACACUGACUGUUGCUGCAGGUGCAGUCAGAAUUAGCGUAGAUACAGCCACACUGACUGUUGCUGCAGGUGCAGUCAGAAUUACCGUAGAUACAGUCACACUGACUGUUGCUGCAGGUGCAGUCAGAAUUACCGUAGAUACAGUCACACUGACUGUUGCUGCAGGUGCAGUCAGAAUUACCGUAGAUACAGUCACACUGACUGUUGCUGCAGGUGCAGUCAGAAUUACCGUAGAUACAGUCACACUGACUGUUGCUGCAGGUGCAGUCAGAAUUACCGUAGAUACAGUCACACUGACUGUUGCUGCAGGUGCAGUCAGAAUUACCGUAGAUACAGUCACACUGACUGUUGCUGCAGGUGCAGUCAGAAUUACCGUAGAUACAGUCACACUGACUGUUGCUGCAGGUGCAGUCAGAAUUACCGUAGAUACAGUCACACUGACUGUUGCUGCAGGUGCAGUCAGAAUUACCGUAGAUACAGUCACACUGACUGUUGCUGCAGGUGCAGUCAGAAUUACCGUAGAUACAGUCACACUGACUGUUGCUGCAGGUGCAGUCAGAAUUACCGUAGAUACAGUCACACUGACUGUUGCUGCAGGUGCAGUCAGAAUUACCGUAGAUACAGUCACACUGACUGUUGCUGCAGGUGCAGUCAGAAUUACCGUAGAUACAGUCACACUGACUGUUGCUGCAGGUGCAGUCAGAAUUACCGUAGAUACAGUCACACUGACUGUUGCUGCAGGUGCAGUCAGAAUUACCGUAGAUACAGUCACACUGACUGUUGCUGCAGGUGCAGUCAGAAUUACCGUAGAUACAGUCACACUGACUGUUGCUGCAGGUGCAAUCAGAAUUAGCGUAGAUACAGUCACAUUGACUCUUGCUGCAGGUGCAGUCAGAAUCAGCGUAGGUAUGGUCACACUGACUGUUGCUGCAUGUGCAAUCAGAAUUACCGUAGAUACAGUCACACAGACUGUUGCUGCAGGUGAACCAGAAUUGGGGCAGCGUGAAAGUGAAGCCGUGGCUUUCUGUCAGGGGCUGCGGGAGCUGCGGAAUUUGGAAAGGGAAUUUACAGCAGAGAGAGGCGAUGAGGUCCAGCGUUCGCUGGAGCUACUGGACAGAGUGUUGUCGGAGUUCGACGACCUGGAGAACGGCAGCUUGGGCGAAGGCGAAGGAGCAAGGUCACGAGGUGCCCCCGCCCCUCCGCCAACCUUGGCAGAGGCACCGGGCCAUGUGUCCAGCACCCCUGAGGAGGAUGAGAGCCCUUCCCUUGGCGGCCACCAGUCCGAGGACGACGGCUAUAUGAGUAUGAACGGGCGCCGGGCCAAGUUUGUCUUGAGCUUCCGUCCAGUCCCUGACGAGGGUCAGGCCCUGGAAUUACCGCCGGCACCUGAACCGCCGCCGGACCCACCCCCGACUGAAAUGGCGGACUUCCCGCCGCCUCCCGAAGAGGCGGAACGCAUCAUCUCCACUCUGCUUCCACGUGUUUCCCCUGGGAACUCGGCUAAGAGAAGCAGUGUGCAACGCGGCAGAGCGUUCCUCAACGCCAUGACACUGGAAGAUCGGCGUCUCGCAGGCAGCAGGGUCACCACGGCCACCCAGACCACACUGCCGAAGACUCGGCACCAGCGCCCGUUUGGCUGGGAGACAGAAACUAACAACCCGCCCUUCCACCUGCAAGAGCCACCGAACCCUCAGCUCCGUUUCGGAAGUCUGCCGUACGAUGGCGUACUACAGCACGCGCGAUUCCCUCCACCGUGGUUGCAGCGGCAAGGUCCCCUGCCGCCACGGACACUCCCUGGCGCCAUCGAGCGGCAUCGCGAGGUACGACGUCGCGGCUCAGGGGACGGCGCCGAUGGCUCAGGAUGCGGCGGUGAAGAGCCGUGCCCGCCACUGCGCACACUUGACGAACUUACUGACGACUUCUCCGACGAUUCCUUGGAGGAACUUCUUCCGCCGCCGUUAGCCUCCAAGAGGAACAGCAUAGCGUGGGAGGUUCCCCUUGGUCUGGAAGACGCCGACCCCCUUCUGACGCCUGGCAGCACGAAAGUUGUGGGUCGCAGGAGGCGACGAUCCGGAGAUCACUCAAGUAUAGGGUCGAUACAUCAACUUCGGGAUCACGAAGACUGGCCAGAUCCUCCCGCAAGUACUGAAGAUGAGGCUGUGUCACCUUUCAGCGAUUCAUACUGUGAUUCCUCAGCCACAAAUGAGCAUGAGGAAUGUCAUUAUCUCCAUCCAGGUCUACAUGGCAGAAACAUGACUCCCAAUGGCACAUAUGUUAUUCGGAAAGGUCGGAAGAAGGACAGGAAGGCCGUGGAAUGUGUGAUACAAACCCCAGAACUUGUGGAGAGUGACCAGCAGCCCAGACUUGGGGACCUGAAGCGGUGCAGCUCAACAUUUGACAACAUCAAGUCCCUGCUCAGAGAAGGACUCCUAGAGGGACUGGAUGAAGCUCCUCCAGACUUUUCCCCUCCAGCACCCCCAGGGCUUGUACGAGUUGUUUCUCUGCCUAGCUUGGCCAGUGAGGGUUCCCAUCGCCAUGAGUUCUUAAGUGGUCCACGCCAUCAUGUUAGGGAUGACAUUCAUCACCGCUCCAAAGGUGAUGUCCGUCGCCUUUCAAGAACACACGAACUGGCUGUCACCUUGGAGGAAGAGGAAGAUUCGCCGUAUAGCUUCAACCUAGGUGACGAUUUCACAGAAUCGGAUGUGAAUGAGGAAGAGAGAAGAUUAAUCGAACAGCUGGAGAAGCAGCAACUGAGUACAAGUUCAGAGUCGCUGCCUGUGGGAGACAGGCUUUUCCCUCAAGAAUAUCAGCUUAAAGAGAUUAGAAUGAACUGUGAAUCAGUGUCCCAUGUGCAAGAUGAUUCAAUGGAUUGUAGAGAGUCACAAAAUCAUUUUCAGCUUCAUAAGAACAGAAAUCCUAGCAGUUCUUCUGAUGAUAUGCCUGAAGAAACAGAGACACGGAAUUCUCAGGGCAGAAAGACAUCUGGAGGUAAACAAAAACAGAAACAUGCUACCACAGUAGAGUCAGAUGCACAGUGGUCUACAGCUUCAGAAAUGGGCAGCCAUAUCCGUGUGGUGCCUGUUGUGCCAAAGGAUGAGUUCAAUGGAAUCUCAGACGGAGGUUCUGAGUGUGGAAAAGACAUGUCAACAACAGUGGAUGUGUCUGAACAUGAAUUCCCGCCCCUUCCACCAUCUCCUGUUGAAGAGGAUGAUGACGAGUACUCAGAGAUCCUGCAUCCCAGUCCUGCUGAGACUCCAAAUGAUAAGGCCAGUACUCUGCCAGAACCUUUCUACCGCAGCCUUGAGCCGCCAGGCAGUGACCCUUGUGGCAUGCGCUUCCUCAACCGGCCGUGCCCUCCGGAGCCUCCCCCACAUCAGGAACCGAUGUCCAGCCUCAAGACACGGUCCAUGGAUGCUGGUUUCAGCAAAGGCUACCACAACCACAGUUCCGGUUCCAGGAGAGAGGUUCCUCCAGAAAGACGGACAUUACCAUCAGAAUUGCCAGGGCCUUUGCGGUGCCGAACAUUCCAAAAGCGCUCCACGCAAUCUCCACGAGAGGAAACGUUGCAAACGUCUUGUUCACUUCCCGAGACACCCAUCUUUGCUAGAGGUUGUGAUAUUCCUCGGACCCCUCACCGCAGAGCCCCUGAUAUUCCAGGUGUGGCUCGAACAGCUCCCCGACCAGGUGGACUUGCCACAGGUGGCUACAGACGAACUGGGGCAGGCCCACUAUUGGGUCAUGGUACAGGUGUUGCACUGGGAUCUGGAGGAUUGAACCAGGCACUUGUGGGUGCUGAGCUUCUGCGACUGGCAGGUGGACCAGGUCGAGGCUGGUACCCAAGACAUCGACAGCAUCGCCCUGCCUCCAUUGAGCAUCUUGAUCGCCUUGCACCUGGCCAGAGUCCAGGACACAGCACUCCUAGUCCCUGGGAGUUACGAGACACCAGGAAACCUCUUACACUGCCUCCAAAUCUAUCGCCCAAGUUCUUCCAUCGUUCGCCACGUGAGGCACUCAGAAGAGUCACCAGCCUUCUGAUCAGGAAAGGAAACGGCCCUAAGGAACACAAAAAGGACGCGCUGUCGCCCACCCGAGCUGCCUCCGGGGAAACAUCGGGCGAAGGCCCCCGGCAGAGGCGCGGUUUUUUCAGGAGCUUCUGGAAGCGCUCCCGCCACUACUCCUUGGAGCAGCAGUAGCUGUCCAGGACGUGCGUGUGCUGUGCAGCUGGCCACAGUACACUUGUACAUUGCCUGCAGACCUGCAAGAAACCACGCUGUACAAGCCGUCAGCAAAAGCGACCACUGACGGUUCAUUUAUCUUAUAAAUGUUACUCAGUUAACACCAGCGUUUUUAGGUAGAACGGUUAAUUCAGAGAAAUAAAAAGUAUAGAUAAAGGCAUAGUCUCAGGGCCGAACAUAAAAAGCACAUAUAGAUAUAUACAGAGCGAUCCAUUUUAAAGCGGGUUAUAAUGGCAGCAUAGCUGUGCAAAACUCAUAUAUGUAUCUUGAGGCACAGUCAUGUACAUACAUGUACUAAGAGCAGUGGAGGGCAUUUUAUAUUUUGCGAAUACUGAGAUAUGAGCUGCGGCACUCUAUACUUAUGCCUGGUUUCAAAUGGAUUACUGUAUAAAACAUACAAAGUUCAGAAUGAUUGUGGCCUCCGGCAUCACAAAUGGAAGCCAUUUUAUUAUACGUAUAAUUUGCCAUUGGUGAACGCCAUAUAUAACAAACUCAAGGACUCAUUUGAUUGUCUAUAAAUCGUAAAUGUACACUGCCAUUCAUAGCACUGAACCAUAUUGUGCAUUUGGCCAGUCUGAUGUAGAGAACAUACAGGGUGAUGCAGUUUAACUUGAAGCCUGACGGAAGAUGCCGUGACAGACACUCGGUGUAUGAGUUGUGAAAUACAGUGUUUUCCACUUGGGAGACAUUUCAAACGGAUCACUCUGUAUGGGUUUAGAUAAAUUUGAUAUGAAGUUGUAAAUUAACCGAUAUUUUCUCUUUUUUAAACAAUUUACUGUUGAGAACGCUGAUACUCAUUUACCGUUGGUAUGAACUUACUUGUCAGAUAAUAAAAUAUUAGCAAUUUCUACGUUAGUUUUAUGUUAUCGUGAUGGGCCCUAGACUGUAAUGAGAACUUGUUACUUACCUUCUGCUGGUGUAAGGUAAUGACAAUAGUUCUCCACGGUGUAAAUUUAUAAGUAUAUAAUACCCUUUUUCAUUUUCAACAUUCCUAAGGAAAACACCCCACACUUGUAUAAAUAGUCCUAAUGAUUUAAUUUCAAAUAAAAAUGGGUAAAAUGUUUCAGUUAUUAA
Cryptotermes secundus is the source of this 6168-nucleotide messenger RNA. RefSeq lists its product as uncharacterized. NCBI's taxonomy places the organism in Eukaryota, Metazoa, Arthropoda, Insecta, Blattodea, Kalotermitidae. The transcript is spliced from 16 exons. The record is from RefSeq and is a predicted model, not a curated record. The coding region runs from base 1 to 5052 and encodes 1683 amino acids.